Molecule: messenger RNA, 3192 nt
Organism: Closterium sp. NIES-67
Lineage: Eukaryota; Viridiplantae; Streptophyta; Zygnematophyceae; Desmidiales; Closteriaceae
Source: the annotation of a GenBank genome assembly
AGCUGCUGGGUUGACAGGACACUGAUGAGAAGUGGAAUUCGUCAUAGCUUGACAGACGGAGAUGGUAUUCUGUUGGCUAACCGGAAUAUGAUUUAGGAGUGCUAGAAGAAUGCUGCAGCCUUCCUGGGGUGACGACUUUAGGGUUUCAUGAUCCAGAGCACCUGCAUUGUUCUCCUGCGAUGCGUUGACGAAACCAAGACGAUAGUGACGAUUAAAAGGGACCCGGACCUGUCAAGGCGCAACACCUAGCUAGCGCAGCAAUUCCGACGUCUGAAAUCCUUUUUGGCGGAUAUCCCUUGCUGGUGCUCCACGCUGCUUUUGCCGGGGAAUGUAGGCAGCAGCACCUACUGCAGCAUUUUGUCAGCAUUUUGCCAGGGAUUGAGACGACAGACUGCUGAUCAGUUACAUCUGCGGAGCAGCUAUGAUUCGACUCGGCUUCUGCUUCUGACUGCGAUAAGAGAUUGUGUAUAAGUUUAUUCUGAGGAGCUGGUAUGAUCAGGGAUGGGAGGCUGGCGGCAGCAGUGGCCGCUGCGAAGGCAGCUGCAGCCGAGAAAGCAGCAGCGGCAGAGAGAGCAGCAGCAACUGAAGCAUCUCAGGGGGGCCCAGGCGGCCCAGGCUCCCAAGGCGGCAACGCUGCUGCAGAUUCCACUGCUCCUGCUGAAGCAGCGGGAAUGGUUAUAGAUGGACGGCUGGGAGGGACUGUGGCUAUAGAUGGACGGCUGGCGGCAGCUGUGGCUGCUGCGAAAGCAGCGGCGGCAGAGAGAGCAGUGAAUGAAGCGGUGCAGAUGGUCGGAGACGCUAAUGCUACAAACACCACGGCUUCCAAUGUUGCAUUGACCCAGAUCGCUGGCUUAGACGAGUCCCACAAUGGACAAGGGAUGGUUACCACCAGCAGUGCUGAGCGGGAAGACAACAGAAGCUCGGCCCAGCAGAAGCAGCAGCGGAAGCGGGACCAGAGUCAGGCGACCCCUCGAGAGCAGGAGCUGCAGCAGCAGCACGAGAGCGAGGGUGUGACAAGCCAGGUGUCUGAGAGCAGAGGAAGCAACGGCCAGGGCGGGCAAGGCAGAGCGGUGGGAAGGGAGGGGGGUGCGUCGCUGCAUAGGUUGGAGGCGAGGAAGUACGGUAGAGAUGGCGAACGAGGAGUGGAAAGGGGAGGGGAGGGCCGGAGGCGCACCCGGAGCAACGUCUCCCUGAUGGACACUGGGGUGCUGCGGCUGGAGGAGGAGGUGGAGCGGGAGCUCGCGAGGCAGGAGAGGCUGGUGGAUCUCAUCGCCAUGGCAGGGGCCGACAUGCCCACACUACCCGUGCAGGAGGAACAAGACCGAGCAGAACGGCAGCUGCACAGGGACGUGCAUCACUGGGGCGACGAGGUGGGGCACACGCGCAAGCUGCUGCUGGAGCUGAACGUGGAGAGGGUCAACCUGGAUCGAGCAUUGGAGCAGGCGCACUUGGCCGUGGGGUCACCUGGCGCCGUGCGCGCCAUACACACGGCACAGAUGCAGCUGUUGCAGCUGACGGCGCAGCGGGAAGUGCUCAAGGAGCUGAUUCAGAACGAGAGGAAGGAGAACGAGAAGCUGACGGCGCAGCGGGAAGUGCUCAAGGAGCUGAUUCAGAACGAGAGGAAGGAGAACGAGAAGGUAGAGGAGUUUCUCGACCAGAUUCUGAGUGACCCUGCACUAGAUGCCACCUCCCCCGUCUUCGCCUCCCUCAUAAAGGACCUCAUCAACACACUCAACACCAGUGCACAUGUCCCUUCCACUGUCACUGCUGCUAUUGGUGCCGCCUCUGCUGCUGCCGCCGCUGCAGCUGCCGCUGCUUUUGCUGCUGGUAGUGCCAUAGGAGGGGGAGCAGGAGGGGGGGAUUUCUCUGCCUCUUUUUCCCACGCUGGUGGAUCUCGGGCCUCGAUCCUCGGGCAUAGUCACUCUACCCUUUCGUCCAGCACCCAGUUGCAUAAGCUGAAGGACCUUCUAAAGGAUGUGACUGAUGGGCGGAUGGGCUUAGAAGAAGAGGAUAUGAUGCAUCUGAAAGGGGGUAGUGAUUCCCACAUGGCGGGAGGAGGAGGGGGAGACGGAGGGAGCUCAGCCUGGGGUGCAAGAUCAGGCGUUCACUAUAGGUCUGGAAGUGGCGGUGAUCCUGGUGCUGUGGCGGGUGGCAUCGGGUAUAGUGGUGCAUCUGCUGCUGCUGCUGGUGCUGCUGGUAACGCGGUUACCGGUGGUAAGCCGUUGAGUCGGGGCAUGUCUCCGUUUAGGAAUUUAGGCAGGUAUUUAUCGUCCACUGAGGCUGAUUUGCGAAGUCUGGCGGACGCUGCGAAGGGCAACAACACUAGCAGCAGCAGUGGUGCUGGUGGUGUGGCAGCGGGUGGGAAGGGCGGGGGAGAGUUGGAGGACGAAGAGGAUUAUCUCAUCCCCCCUCCAGCCACACGAUCACUCACUCAGCCGUCUCUCACGCGCUCCUUUGCCCGCCGCGCCUCUGACAAUAGAGAGGAGCUCAAUAAGGUUGAUGCUCCUGCGCUGGGCAUCCCCGAGCUGCCUCGCCACACGUCUGCUGAUCUCACAGGUGCCGUGCCGCUUGCCCUGGCCUCUAACACCGGUCUGGUUGCUGCUAGGAGCGCGUCUGCAGAGGGUUUUCAGGCAGCUGCUGGGCGUGGGGAGGGCGAGAGCGGUCGUGGUCCCCCACGUGCACGCCGGGGGUGUUUUCUCGAUUCAGCCGCAGCGCCUCUGCCGCGCAUCGGUCAGGCGCUUCAGUUGCCGAUGCUGAUGCCUUGGAGCAUGCCCAUGGGGGUGGGCAGGGCCAUGCCGAUAGGCAUGGGCGUGGGCACGGGCACGGGCAUGGGCAUGGGCAUGGGCACGGGCACGGGCAUGGGCAUGGGCACGAGAAUCCGCACGAAUUGAGCUUCAAGGAAAGAAGAGGUGAGGAUAGCCCGAGUGUCCUUCAAGAAGAGAAAGGUGGUGGCGGCGGUGGAGCGGCAGGCGCUACCCUCAGGUCCCAGUCCCUCAAAGUGGCCUCAGACGCAGGCAGCACGGUCAGCAGCAACACGGCCAGCAACACGGACAGCAACACGGACAGCAGCAGCAUGAUCGCUCUUGCCUCCGACUCCCUCAUACCCUCCAUUCUGCUCGCGAGCAACAAGAGCCCGAGCGCAUGCGACCCUCGCUCUCCUUCCGCCGGGCCAAAACCCCCGACAGACAUCGC